ACAAAGCAGAGUGGUUUUAGUGUGUCUCAGGAUUAUGAGGAAAGGAUUUGGAAAUGUCUGUUAUCCUGGAAAGACUGUAAAUAGCUCUAAAUUAUUUCAAGUGCCAUAAUACAUAUUUUAGGUUAAACAACUGUGUUUAUAAGAUUUUUUGCUGCAGCUAUUAUUUAAGUUCAGUGUGUUAGUAAAUGUAACAUUGUUCUCUAUGACUGUAAUAUACAGUACAUACUAGGUCCUGUUAAGCUAUUUGUAUGUUCAUUGACUGAGAAGAGUUAUUUACGAGAUUUAUGAGUGUUUUAAUGGAUGCCAAUCCAAACUACUGAGAGGCCUGAAGUUUUGUUUUAAAAUGGAACACUUGAUUGUUUGAAGACUUCCCUUUUCAAAUGCAUUCUUGGUCCAGGUCUAGUCCCAUGUGACAUUAUUGAUGUUUCCGUGUUCCCUUUUUUUCGAAACCACAUUCUUGUGUUGUCCUUGACUUUCAGUUCAGUUAUUUAGAACAUUUCCAUCAUGUGACGAAAUCGUUUCAGUUUUUUUUUUUUUUUUUUUGUCGUUGGUCCAUCUACACACGGCCCACUUGAAUUAAUGCUAGUGUUGAUGAUUUAUAAGGAAGGGAUGAUUCAUAAGGAGCAAACUUCAUUGGGGUUAACCUGAAUGGGUUUUGAGGUUUUUCUUCAUGCCUCCAAAUAAAAGGCAGCUAGAGAAACUAAAUCGUUGUCUUACGAUUUUUUGUUUUGUUUUCUAACAUUUAUACAUUUAAUAAGGGCUGAAAUCAAAAUUAUAUUGAUUUCAUAAAACUGGCCCUGUACAUGGCUCCCAUUUCUUACAGUGGCAGUGGAAUAUAUCCUGGGAAAUUUGUCUAUUUUAAAGCAUCUAAUGCAAAGGUAGAUUAAACAAAUUUUGAUACCAAAUAAGGUUAUGUGCUUAAAGUCUUUCUUUAAAGAUUAACUUAACCUUCACUUUAUUUAACUACAAUGAUUAACAGUUGGUAAACAAAACUAGACACCCCGGAAAAAAUGUUCGUUUGGAGCUACGUGGUCCAUUAAUAUCAUUAAAUUAAAUAUUAUUUAAGUAUUUGAAAGAAAAAAAAUACUACAAAACGAAUGACGCGCCUUGACCACCAAUCACAGAACGCUAGGGCGUGUCGUGAGAUCCCUUGUUCCGUGUGGAAAGUUUAACCGGCUCGGGUGCAAAGUUUCAACCCGUCUGCAAACCGAUGGGCUUUAGAAUAUGCUCCCAAGACGUUGUGAAUUGCAGGUUAUAAAAGCGUCGUCGCUUAAUUUCUCUACUAAGAUAAAUCAUAAUUGAGCUGAAGAGAAUGACGAUACAUUCGUUUUAAUUUUAAAGACGCUGUUUAGAACAGCAUAUCGCUAGCAGACUGGAAGGCAGUUGUCCUGUUCGCUAACGUUAGGUUUUGAUUCGCUCUCAUUGUUGUGUGGCGACGUAUCGUUAGCUAGCACAGGCUAGCUAGCUAAUUAGCUAGCGGAGGAUUUAAGAGUUCCGCAGCGACAAAAUGGCUUGUGAACCCAACCGUGUUCGGUUGCUAUGCAUGCUGUCACUGACAUUUGGGUUUUUUAUUGUGGAGGUUGUGGUCAGCCGGAUGACCGCAUCCCUGGCGAUGCUCUCGGACUCAUUUCACAUGCUAUCGGAUGUCAUAGCGCUUGUGGUGGCUUUGGUCGCUGUCCGCUUUGCGGAGAAGACACAAGCCACAAACAAAAACACUUUCGGAUGGAUCCGUGCGGAGGUGAUGGGAGCCCUUGUCAAUGCAGUGUUUCUCACAGCACUGUGUUUUACCAUCAUCCUGGAGGCCGUUGAGCGUUUCACCGAGCCACACGAGAUCGAUAGACCCCAUGUUGUCAUUGGUGUCGGGGCGGCGGGGCUUCUGGUUAACCUGCUAGGGCUGUGUCUCUUCGGACACGUCGGAGGGGGACAUGGCCAUUCCCACGGAGGCCACUCUCACGGAAGCAAGAAGAAUAAAAGGGCGAAAUUGUGCAAGUCGGAACGGCCGUCCGGCAGUGGCUGUUCUGGCGAGGAGACCAACAACUUGGUUGGAAAUCACAACACCAGUCCGAACGGCGUAAAUGCCGACAGACAUGAGACCUCACGGAAGGACAGCAGGGAGCUGCAGCUGAACGGCAGCACGCCGUACGAGGAGCUGGAGUCGGCCAUGGCGGAGGUGGAUGACUCGUCAGCGGCGCAGCUCAACAUGCGCGGCGUCUUCCUGCACGUGCUUGGCGACGCGCUGGGCUCGGUCAUCGUGGUAAUCAACGCGCUCAUCUUCACCUUCGUGUGGCAGCCGUGCGAGCCGGGCACGCCCUGCAUCAACCCGUGCACGCAUGGCCACUGCUCGGACCACCUGCACCUCAACCACACGCUGGUGGGCAUCGACGACGGCCUGGACGCCAACGGCAGCCUGCAGAUGGGCGGCGGCGGGGCGGUGGUGACCCGCGCCGGACCGUGCUGGGUGCUCUACCUGGACCCGGUGCUGUGCGUGACCAUGGUGACCAUCCUGCUCUACACCACGUACCCGCUGCUGAAGGAGUCGGCGCUCAUCCUGCUCCAGACGGUGCCCAAGCAGAUCGACGUGAGCCAGCUGAGCGAGCGCCUACGGGCGCUGGACGGCGUGCUGGCCGUGCACGAACUGCACAUCUGGCAGCUGGCGGGCAGCCGCAUCAUCGCCACCGCGCACAUCAAGUGCCAGGACCCGACCGCCUACAUGGACGUGGCCAAGCGCAUCAAGGCCUGCUUCCACGACGCCGGGAUCCACGCCACUACCGUGCAGCCCGAGUUCGUCACCAUGGACUCGGCGUCGCGCGCGUCACUCUGCGAGCUCUCGUGCCGCACGCAGUGCGCGCCCAAGCUCUGCUGCGGUGCCGCCGAGGAGAACAACGGCAAGAGGCCGGCAGACGGCGGGAACAGCAAGGCGCUCGCCGAGGCCACGGCCACGCUGGAGGUCAUCAGCGAGUCGCUGGAGAGCGCGGCCGCCGGGAGCACGGGGCAGAUCCAGAUUUCGCCACGGUCCGAGACUGACCCAGCCGCCGCUGCCGCUGCCGCUGUGGUCGUUGCGAGAGAGGUGGAAUCUUCCCUGUGAAGAUGCUAAGACAGCAAGAAAGAAAGAGAAAGAGAGAGAGAGAGAGAAAGAGAGAGAGAGAGAGAGAGAGAGAAAGAAAGAUGGAAGAACGGGAAAAGAUGAUGCCUUUGUUAACUUGAUGGAGGAACAGGCUCAGUCAGUGCGGAGAUUCUUGAAGUCACUCGAUGACGUUUCUCUACGUUUCACCAAAAAAACCACUGGAAGGCUGCGAAACGUGUCUGAUAUCACUCACUAGAGAGAGAGGGACCUCUUUAGGGAGACCUGAACACACACACACAAAAAAACACAUGCUCACUCGCACUUGCUCGCACAUCUCUCUAGAUAUGCUUUUUUUCUGCCAACGUUUAUUUCUGAUGAUGAGCUUGAGCUGUGUGUGUGUGUGUGUGUGUGUGUGUGUGUGUCUGUGUGUGUCUGUGUGUGUGUGUGUGUGUGUGUGUGUUUUGUGUGCCGUGCCUCUGCAUGCAUGUGUUUUUCCGUGUGCACUGCGUUGUGAUGUGAUGUGAUGAUGACGUCAGGUUGGUGUUUAACGUGUGCCAAAGCUUCUUCUCGUGCAAAGCGGGGGUGGGGGGGGUAAAGAUCCUUCAUCUUUUUACGAGCCCCCGCCCAAAACAAAACUCAUGCAACUGACUAAAGCACAGCUAUGCCCACUCCACUUUUCCAGAACUCAGAACUUUCUUUUCUAAAAGUAUUUUCCCCUUCAGAAUAUGCUUGACGCUAUCAAGCCCCCCAUCCCUCCCUUAUCUCAAGAUUGUUUUAAGACACAAACAAGCUAUAUUAAUAAUUUAUGUAUUUAAGUUAUUAGUAACAAUCUCUUACUCUUUCUGUAGGCUUUUAUAUGAAUUUAGUUAGCAAUAUUUUUUGAGCCAUGAAAUUGGAAAAAAAAAAAUGUAUUAGCUUUUUUUCUGUUGACUUUUUCAUACACAAACCAUACAACUAUGCUGUACAGUUUUAUUUUUAGUCAAAGAACUGGACAUUUCAGAAACACUAUCCUGCCUUUCUUUUGUGGAUGGUCUUUUUCACAGGACUUCUGAUUAAAACAAAGAACCAAGGUCAUCAUUAGCUACUUGCCUUCCAUGGACCGCUGCUUUGAUGAAGCACUGGGUAGGCUGUGCUACUGCUAAAACUACUGGACAUUUUUCUUCUCGGCAAACCUCAGCUGUUCUUUCAGAAACAUAAAAAGUGAAUUACUCAGAUGCCUUGCAAGUCUCAUUGUCACUUGUCUCGUCUAUAUGUGUAAAGUAAAGAAAUGUCUAAAGAAAUGUCACAUGUUAAUUUCAUCACUAUGCUGGUCUGGAGCGGGGCACUUGGGAAGCAUUUGAGUGUAGGUGGAACUGUGUUUUUGAAAAUCUACAGGGAUUGGUAGUGCACUGGGUGUUAGGGUGGGAGGUAAAUUGUCCACAUUGCUGGAACAUUGUAACAACCACUUUGCUUGACCAAACUGAGGUGUGUUUUGCGUAAAUCACUAGGCAACAAGGGAUCCCAGGUUCACUAACAAGCAUUGUCUUCGUUGGAGACUGUUUUCCUCUCAGAUAUCAAAACAUAGCAAAGUGGUAAUUAUUUGGUCUCAACUUUCACCCUUGCGAGGGAUUCCAAAUAUCAUUUCAGUUUACUACAUUCAUUUAAUUUCAUGUUCCCACAAUAACAUGUUCUAGUAAUCAGCUGCCCAAGUGUGAUGGACAUCUAUUGGUCACCUACCCCACAGCAUUCAGCCAGUGGCUCCUGUUGUCCAGGCUAGUGAACUCUUUUCAGUGUGAACCAACAGUCUGCUAUCUGGAAGGCUGAUCACUCAUUCACUUCUCUGGUGCAUGAAGCCUCAAAGAGUCUUGAAACCAGCAGCAGUGUGAUCAGGCUCAUUUAAUGGUUUAGUGGUACCCUUCUCAUUUCCUCGUGUGGCUGAGUAGUGUUGUUCAGAUGGUGACCGAUAGAUGCAUUGUGGGUAGACAUUAAGAGUGAAUGUAAACUAUGACGGAAGACCUAAGAUCGAUGCAGAUUGGACCUUUCUCACUUCCCCUGUGUUGGUGAUUGGUUCAUUUUUUGUACUAUUAUUUUGAUGUCCCCUCCUAAAUCAAUGGGAUGGCCCUUAACAAUUUUUACAAAUACUGUCAUCUGAUACGAUAUAUGUAUAUAUAUUAUAUUACAUAUACCAGUCAAUAUGUGUCAUUGUGAAUUAAAGAGGACUGUUUGGUACAGUU
This is a messenger RNA of Alosa alosa (allis shad), 5277 nucleotides long. It is a transcript of the gene slc30a1a, whose product is annotated as solute carrier family 30 member 1a. NCBI's taxonomy places the organism in Eukaryota, Metazoa, Chordata, Actinopteri, Clupeiformes, Clupeidae. Gene Ontology annotation, biological process: intracellular zinc ion homeostasis; detoxification of zinc ion; zinc ion transmembrane transport. The record is from RefSeq and is a predicted model, not a curated record. Gene Ontology annotation, molecular function: calcium channel inhibitor activity; zinc ion transmembrane transporter activity. Gene Ontology annotation, cellular component: Golgi apparatus; membrane; endoplasmic reticulum.